GUGUUCCUAUCUUUAAAAUGAAGCGAGAGGCUACAGGGUUCUAACACGGGCGGGAGACGUCUUAGGCGACCAGGCUAGAGAGGACUGUGACCAAGACCACGGUGAUGAUUUUUUUCUUUGUGAAAAAGAGAGGAAUCAAAGGGGGCUGCCUGCUUCGUGGAUGGUGGUAGCAUCAGCACUGUAAUGGCCAUAGCUGGAGUAACGUUACUUCUAAGAAGCGUCCGACUGACAUCAAAAUUCACAAGUUCUUCAGAUAUUCCAGUAGAGUUUAUAAGAAGAAAUGUUAAACUACGAGGACGACUUCGCCGCAUAACCGAGAAUGGUUUGGAAAUUGAACAUAUUCCCAUUACUGUACCUAUUAUAUCUUCAUGGAGAAAAGAGCCAUGUGGUUUCUUGCUGGUUAAGCUGGCGGGAGUAGAACUCACUGAAACUGGGAAGGUGUGGUUACAAAAAGAGCUAAAACCUUCCCAAGUACUAUGGUUCCAACUUCUUGGAAAGGAGAAUUCAGCACUCUUUUGCUACCUUUUAGUGAAUAAGGGUAGAUAUUUUAGUGUGAGUCUGAAUGAAGAAAUUUUGAGAAGAGGCCUUGGCAAGACUGUUCUUGUUAACGGGCUAAAUUAUGAUUCUAAAAUCUAUUGGAGAAUUCACAGAAACUUACUUAAAGCUGAAUUAACAGCUGUAAAAAAAGGAGAAGGAAUAUGGAAGGAAGAAUCUGAAAAAGAAAGUUAUUUUGAAAAAUUCAAAGGCUCCUGGAGAGAAAUAUGGAAAAAAGACAGUUACUUAAAAAAAACUGGAUCAGAUUUCAACUUGAAGAAAGAAAGUUAUUAUGACAAGUUGAGAAGGACUUAUGAAACGUGGAAGGAGAACAUGAAUAACUACUCCUUAAUACUGACGUUCCGAGAACUCAUGAGUCGCAUACACUUCCGUAGAAAAGGGUGAAGUAGUCCAAGAGGUCUGGUGGUGACCUGCUUCAAAAAGAAUAAAAUAUGUAAAUAUGAUGGAUAUUUCUCAUCGAGUUGAAGUGGAAGUUUCCCCAAAUGAUCAAAGUUGCAUUCCAAUGGUAUUUAAAUAUUUAAGAGACGAUUCUUAUCAAUGUAAUAUCAGAAUAAUUUAAACAAAUUGUGAUUCAUGUACUGUGCUUUUAGGAAAAAUGAAACACCCUAAAAAAGUUAUCCAGUUGAAGGAGGUACACAUGUACUAACAAUAUAUGAAGAGAGAGUUUAACUAUUGGUCAUUGUGUUAUUUUAGUCAUUUUGGGCAGCCGUAUUUAACUUUCGUUUAAAGAGAAUAUUUGUUGAUUUUUCCAGUUUUGACAACUUUGAUUGCUUAUGAUAAAGGAACUCUUAAGCAUUACGUCUGAGGCUGCUCUCUUCUCUCAGCUGCUUUCUAACUGCCUGUGAAUUCAUUCAGGGCAGAGCUACAAGAGACGAUCAGUUGGGCCAUUUCUAGUAAUGAAGAGUGGCUUAUUUCUACCUGUUGUCAGUUGAGGGCGAUAAUCCUGAAGACAGAAUCGUGAAUGUGCCGAGGAUGGUAGUACAGAGGAUAGAAAGAAUAGGGAUGCUUUCUGACAAUGUCGAGCCCCUGAGAUAGCCAAUCCUUGAACUGUCUUGCCUCCAGUUUCUCAUUAUGAGACAUAGUAAAUUAAUUUUUAAAGCCGGCUUCAGUUGGCUUGAGGAUUUGACCUACACAUAUACUUGCUGCUGGAAUCAUCCUGACAGUAUAAGCUUUUUUCACAACAUCAACAAUAAUCCACCCACAAUGUCUAUAGACGUUUUCCUUAGUGGUUUGUGAUGCUGACCAAAGUCAGAGGUAUCAUCUGGUCCAAAGAGUUGACUCCUGUCAGAAUCAGUAAUACAAAAUGAGAAGUUUACUGCUGUUGCCUGACUCCUGAUGAAAACAUACCAAAGUAGACUUCCCAGCAUUUUCUAAUUAAACAACAUUAAUUUUUAGUUUGGUC
Vicugna pacos (alpaca) is the source of this 1957-nucleotide messenger RNA. NCBI's taxonomy places the organism in Eukaryota, Metazoa, Chordata, Mammalia, Artiodactyla, Camelidae. The record is from RefSeq and is a predicted model, not a curated record.